Molecule: messenger RNA, 3093 nt
Organism: Aspergillus luchuensis
Lineage: Eukaryota; Fungi; Ascomycota; Eurotiomycetes; Eurotiales; Aspergillaceae
Exons: 4
Coding region: 1-3093 (1030 amino acids)
Source: RefSeq, a predicted model, not a curated record
AUGGCCCCAGGCUGGACUUCUCCGCCUGCCUCGGGCGCUUUACCCUCAAGCCCAAACCAUAAUCAUCUCCAUUCCUCGUCCCAGACUCAUCAUCAGUUGUCUCCAUCUCCUGUAUCUGAUGACCCCGGCGCUUGGCCAAGUCCUCCUCCUCCUCAUCCUCGUCCUCCCUCCUCUGCUUCCUCCUCCACCUCCGCUGCCGCCGCUGCUGCUGGUCCUGUCACCUCUCCUACUUCCCAUUUGCCGCCCUCUACUACCUCUCUGGCCUCUCCCCCUCCUUCGGCCACCCUUGUGCGCAGGAAACCGCUUCCCCAGGAUGCUGUGAUCCUGUCGCGCCAAUCCAGGCCUCCUUCCUCGCCCCUGCUACCCUUCUCCCCCCCGGGCGACUCGCCUGCAGAUCCGCUGUCACUCCCUGUCUCUUCCUCUCCUCUCGCUGCUGGCCAUCAUAACUUGGCCUACUCCCCUGCUUCAACCUAUUCCUUCUCCGGUUCCGUGUAUGAAGUUGACGGCCAGGAGGAGGACGACGACUCCCUUCAUUCGGUUCCAAGGAACCUGGACAGAUCUCCCCGUGGUGGUCCGUCCGCGUCUCAUCUACGUAUAGAUACCUCCGCAGCCUACGUGGACGACGACGAGGAGAGCAGCAACGCCAAUACCCACAACCCCAGAUACUCCUCUCAAUUCUCGAAUGGGACGUCCCUACACAGCCGUCUUGUGAGCGAGCCAUUCGUUCCCAUCCUCAAAUCGCCGGCAUUCCUCCCCAAGCGCCCCACGACCAUGGCCUUGCACCUCCCCUCACGCCGUCCGCCACCGCUACAUAUCGAUUCCCCCAGCCGGUCCUCGUCCGGUGACUCCAAACAGCCGAAAACACCGGCGAACAAGAUUAGUUCCUUUUUUGGGUGGCGCGCUACAACAUCUUCACCCGGCGCGGAAUCCUCCAGUACCGAGAUCUCCGAGACCGGUCGUUCCCCGGUGCCUUCCCCGAUGCCUGCCUCCCUCCACAGUGCGUCCUUCUCCAUAACACCGUCCACCACGGUGCCCUUCGAUCCCUCCAAGCCGCAAGUGCCUCUCCCGCAGCGAAAUCCAUCUCUGAGCAGUGGAAGUAUCUUGGACUCCAGGGCGACGACGCUGGUGACCGAGCUUGAGAAUGAACUGCGGGAGAUCAGCGCAGAGCUGGCCGGGUCCAUCCGGCGGGAGAUGGAGUUGGAGGAUCUGGUGGAGAGAUUGCAGUCAGAUAUGCCCUUAGAUACCCCCAAUCGCCGUACCAGCGAUUAUUUCUCCGAUUCAGGCAGCAGCUCCAUCCGCUACGCGUUCGAGUCGGGUGGUCGGGUCGAAGACAUUGAAAAGUACAAACGCACUGCAGAGCAGGAGCGGGCUCAGAUCAAGGUGGAUCUGGGCCAAAAAUUGCAAGAAGAGCGCAGUCGCCGGGCAGCCUCGGAAGCACACGUCCAGAUACUAGAGUCCCAAGUCCAGCAGCUGCGACGGGAGAGAGUAGAUCUCUCGGACCUGUCCUCCCGGACAAGGGAGCUCGAAGCCGCAUUAGAUGAUACCCGUAGGAAGCUGGCCGAAGAGCGCCAAAUCAAGGAUAAUUUUGAAGACUUGUUGACCGCCAUGCGAGUAGAACUCGAACAGUUGCGAAACGAACGGGAUCAUAUGCGUGACACUGUUAUCCCUCAAUUGCAACAAGGCAGUCAAUCUGCCGCGCCUCCAUCCGAUCCGUCGGAAGUCCAGCGGUUGAUGGAGGAAAUCGAAGCGCUGAAGAUCGAAAACGCCUCUCUCGCCCAGCUGCAAGGCAGUCGAUUCGCUUCAAUUGCCGAAGAAGAUGGCAUGCCCACUGCCAGAAACGUCGGAUUGGGACUGUCGCGGUCGAAUUCGUUGGCGCGCGUGCGCACUAAGCCGUCGCCCGGUCUCUCCCGCUCCAGUUCUUUGUCGCGCUCGAAUUCCGUAUCCGCCAAGGAGCGCAAUGAGUCUCCCCGCGAGAACCUGGCGGAUAGAAUCGAAGAUGUUGAGGCGCAGCGCGAUGCGCUUCACCAGUCUCUUCGGCGUCUGCUUGAUCGCCAGGCUCACGAUGCCCGUGAGUACGAGAAGCGGCUUCAGCUCAUGGAGAUGGAGCUUGCGCGCGCACAGCAAGUGGGUUCUCCGCGCAAGCUGGGCUAUGAGCGCGAAGUACGCAACUUGCGCGAAGAAGUAAACGACCUUCGGCAGCGUGCCGAGGAAGCUCUGGAACAGAAGUGGCAGUGCGAAAAAGGAUUGGCAGGUCUGAAGAUGGACCUGGACCGGGCUGAACAGGAGACCACCUCCCUGCGCGUAAUACUCCAGGAGCACGACAUCACCGUUCCUGAAGACCUCGAAUGUGAUCGGGAUGGAUUCGCCGAGGUCCUCGCAACCUCUUCGUCCCUGGAGUCCGCUUACAGGCAACUUCAGGCGGAUCGGGAAAUCGCCGAAGCCAGCGCGGCCCAGUCGCCCCUCGCCGAGCAAAACUCACUCGUGGAGUCGGUCAACCGGACCGACGUGCUUGCGCAGCAUGUGCAACAGCAGCUGGCCAGCAACAAUGCCCUGCGGAGCCGUCUGGCCGAGGCCAUUGGCAAGGGUGAAAAGGAGCAGCAGCUGUCAGCCGCUCGUAUCAAUGAGAUGCAGGCCCGUCUCAAGGAGAUGGAGGACAUCCUGCUGAUGGCGCAGCAGUACUCCGAGGACGAAAUGGCGCGCCACGAAGAAGAAGUGCGCGCUCUUGAGGAGAACCACAAUGCGCAACUGAAGCGCAUGAAGAACGGCGCUCGCAGCCCUGCGGCCUUGUCGCCCAUGCCUCCGACCACGCCCUUUGGCUCACGGUCUCCUCGUCUGGACUUGACAACCAGUGGUAGGGGUAUUGCUUUGGAUCAGGCUAUCCAAUCGGAAACACUGGAACGGCGGGUGAAGGAGCUGGAGAAGCUCCUUCGCGACGCUGAUUCGGAGAUGGAAGAAGUUGUGAGCCGGAUGAACCGGGCGCAAAUUGAAGUCGCGGAACUUCAGUCUGAUCGGGACGAUGCACUCCGCCAGACCCGCAAACUCCAGGCCGAGAUCAUGGCCCAACGCGAGACGUUCAGGACUCUGAUGGCUUGA